Adineta ricciae is the source of this 762-nucleotide messenger RNA. Lineage: Eukaryota; Metazoa; Rotifera; Eurotatoria; Adinetida; Adinetidae. The record is from the annotation of a GenBank genome assembly.
AUGUGGUCUCGCCAGCUGUUGGUUGUUGGGAUUUUAGCUAUAGCAGUUUUAGCAAGUCAAAGUCAUGUGAUCCACAAACGAGGCUUGCUUUCGCGAUUAUUUGGCGGAAGCUCCAAAUCCAAUCGCGAUGUGGAAAGUGAUCUUCCACCGCGUGAACGAUCAAAGCUUCGUGAAUUACUAAAAAAUCCGAUUGUUAUCACCAUGCUUAGUGCCGCCGUCGGAAUGAUUGUUCAGCAAGCGUUAGCUGCACGAAAUAUGGACGAUGUCUGCGACAACAAAUACGUAAAAAUGGCCUAUGCUGCUGGUAAUUUACAUCCUCAACUUCAACAAGCACUCAAUUUACUUGGCUGUAACGGCCCUAAUCGAAAGUACGGCACAUCUACACUUCCAACAGAUAAAAACUCGAAUGCAUCGCGCAAUCGUUUUUCAACUGUUGCACCUACUGAUACUGAAAAUGAAGAUCAAGAUCAAGAAGGAGGAGCAGAACAAACUGACGAUAAUGAAAAUGAUGAAGAAGGUUUACAAAGUGGUUUGCCACCGGAAAAAGAGUCUCGAAUCAAACAGUUACUUAGCAUUGCUCGUGGUGAAAAAGGUGCCAAGAGAAACUUUCUUAAAAGUUUAUUCGGUUUCAAUAAAAAGACAAAGACGUUCAAACCGGGACAGAAACUUCCAUCAUCCUCCUACAAGCUGGACAAAGAUGAUGCUAAUUCAUUAAAGCAACUUGAAAAAGAGCUUGAAGAAUACAACAAAGCAAUUCACUAA